UAUAAUACCUUGUAGAACGACACUACUGUUAGUGAAGAUGGAGUUGAAAGAGCAUAUUCUCAAUAAAACCGAGGAAUUAAAUCAUCAUUUUAAAGAAGAUAUCAAAAAUGCCAAAGGUUGUGUUAAGAAUAAAAUAAAAGAUGCAUCGAACAUAGGAAUGAGUGUUUUAAAAAACAUAUUGUGGUCUGAUGUUCCGCCAAAUAAAGUGAUUGAUGUGAAACAAGAUACAUUCGCAUCGAGAGGAGUUUAUCUUCGAGAAGAUGGACUUAUUCUCUAUUUACCCAGUUCUAAGUCUUCGAGAAAAGAAGCCCCUGUCUUUGAAAUAGUACUGCAUAGACAAGGAUUGGGCCCAGCAUUUAGUAUAUACCGGGCAAAAAUAAGAGAUGAAGCAGAACUCAAGUUCUACAUUCUAAAAGAUAAAUUACCUGAAUUUAUUGAUAUUGUUCCCGAGAUGUGUACAGUCUCUGGACUUCAGAAAUUGUGCGAUACUUUAUUUGAACAUCCUCACUGGUCAUUAGCACAUUUGGCUGCUCAGUUCUCUCUCUAUGAUUGUCUCACCAAUCCAACAAUUACUAAUUAUUUCAACAGCACCGAUGUAGAAAGUGGAAUAUCACCACUGCAAGUAGCAAUUGCUACCAAAAAUCUCAGAACAGUACAGAUUUUAGUUAGUUCUAAAUGUUCCCUUGAACAUCUUGACAAUAAAAAGAAUUCUGUCUAUCACUAUGGAGCAAACAGCACCAAGGAAAUAGUAGCUGUUCUUACUCAAGAUCCACCUUUGAAUUGUCUCAAUUCAAGAAACGAUGACGGCUUCACGCCACUGCACAAGGCCUGCUUAUCUGAUAACCGUGAAUGUGUUAUGGCACUUUUAAAGGCAGGCGCAGAUGUUAAUAAAACAGCUACAAUUGAGGAUGAACAAGAAAACAUGGUACCUAGUUAUGUGGUUGAUUUUGUUGAUACAACUUCAAAUGGUUUGUAUCAAGGUGAUAUGAAAUCAGGAGGAACACCAUUGCACUGGUCUAGUUCUAAAUCUGUGAUUGAAACAUUGAUAGAAAAGAAUUGCGCUAUCAACAUGGGGAAUUUUCAGAAGCGCACAGCAUUACAUGUAAUGGUUCUAAGGAGAAGAUUAGAAUGUGCAGUUGCCUUACUGAGUAAUGGUGCUGAUCCCAAUAUAGGAGAUAUCGACGGAAAUAGACCACUUCAUUUUGCCGCCCAAGUGGGUUGCAUACCAAUUAUACAAUGUCUUGUAAUAUUUGGUGCAGAAUUAGAUGUUCUCAAUAAUAAGGGCGAAACAGCAAGGCAUUUGAUAGAUCCAAAAAUUCUUUAUUAUUUAUCUGCUGUUGGAGCCAAACGUUGUCCGGAAGGAGUGUCGAACUGUAAAGAUGGUUGUAGUUUUAAUGGCAUUUAUGAAGGUAUUCCUCCACCACCAGUUGCAAUGCCUACAAAUCGCGAAACUUUGAAUAAAAUUCUGAUAGAUCAUACAUUAAAAACAAUAUAUGAGAAAUGCAAAAAUGGGGAUAUGCCAAAGAAAGGUCGAUUACUUUGUCUAGAUGGAGGAGGUAUAAGAGGUUUAAUUUUAGUACAGUGCCUUCUUGAAUUAGAAAGCAUUCUGCAAAAACCAAUUGUACAUGUAUUUGAUUGGAUAGCUGGAACAAGCACAGGAGGUAUUCUUGCUUUAGCAAUUGCGACUGGAAGAAGCAUGAGAGAAUGCCUUCGCCUUUAUUUCCGUCUCAAAGAGCAAACUUUUGUGGGAAUGAGACCUUAUCCAAGUGAACCGUUAGAAAGAGUUUUGAAAGACACUUUUGGUAGUGAGACUGUUAUGACAGAGAUCAAACAUCCCAGAGUAAUGAUAACUGGAACAUUAGCCGACAGGAAACCGGUUGAAUUACAUUUGUUCAGAAAUUAUGAGAGUGCACAUUCUAUUUUAAACAUCAAGCAUAAUUCUCCUUAUGAGCCACCUAGCCCUCCAGAUCAACAAUUAAUUUGGGAAGCAGCCAGGGCUACAGGUGCAGCUCCUACAUACUUUUGUAAUUUUGGGAGAUAUCUGGAUGGAGGCUUAAUAGCUAACAAUCCAACUUUGGAUGCAUUGACAGAAAUUCAGGAGCACUGCCUGGCCUUGAAAUCAGUCAACAAAGAAAGUGAAGCAGCACCAGUAUCACUGGUUGUUAGUAUCGGAACUGGUCACAUUCCAGUAUCAGCAAUUAAAAAUCUGGAUACAUAUAGACCAGAUAGUUUGGUUGAUAAUGCUAGAUUAGUAUUUGGUAUGACAUCAGUUGGUAUUCUACUUGUAGAUCAGGCCACUUGUAGUGAUGGGCGUGUCAUUGAUCGAGCAAGAUCCUGGUGUGCUUCAAUAGGAGUACCAUAUUUUCGAUUUAGUCCGCACAUGUCUGAGGAAUAUGCUUUAAAUGAAAAAGAUGAUGAGAAAUUAUGUAAAAUGUUAUGGGAAACCAUGGUGUACGUAAAACAAAAUAGUCAUAUGUUAAAUGAUUUAGCAAAUCUUCUUAAGGAUUAAUAAGCCCAUUCUAUUUGGUAGGUACUUGAUCCCUUCAAAAUAAAAAUUUUAUUAGUAUAUAGUUAGUUCAUGAGAAGCCAAUGGUCAGCUGUAGAAAUUAUGAUAUCUAAAAUAAAAUCAUAAAUAAAAUUGAGACUUAUGCGGUCCAAACUCAUAAAAAAAACUAUUUUUUCAAUUAUUUAAAAUAUAAAAUAAUAACUGAAAUAUUUAUUAAAUGAAAGACUCAUUUAAAUCAGUAAUUAAAUUAAAAAAAGUAAAUUAUUAAUUAAAUGAUUGAAUGAUGAGAGUGAAAUGAAAAAUCCAUAAUUCAAAAAUUACAUUAUUAAAAUGUAUAGAUAUUAGUACUUGGAUUGAAGAAAAUGAAAACUAAAAGUUAUUUAAUACAGCAGACAUUGAAAGCAUCAAACCUUCAAAUCAGUAUUUCAAAAAAACUUGUUGCCAAUGAACAGUGAAAUCAUCAUUGAACGAAAGCGAAUUAAUUACAGAAGAUACUUUUAAUUGCAUUAAAAUAAAUACUUGUUGUUUAGAUAUAUGAUUUAUGCCCAAUUUAAUUUGAGAUAAAUAUUUUAUAUCAGAUUACCACAUUUUUCAACAACCUUGUGUGGGAAGUGCCAAGGAA
Messenger RNA from Harmonia axyridis, 3128 nucleotides. It is a transcript of the gene iPLA2-VIA, whose product is annotated as 85/88 kDa calcium-independent phospholipase A2. Lineage: Eukaryota; Metazoa; Arthropoda; Insecta; Coleoptera; Coccinellidae. The record is from RefSeq and is a predicted model, not a curated record. Gene Ontology annotation, cellular component: mitochondrion. Bases 38 to 2509 code for a protein of 823 amino acids. The transcript is spliced from 7 exons. Gene Ontology annotation, biological process: positive regulation of ceramide biosynthetic process; lipid metabolic process. Gene Ontology annotation, molecular function: protein binding.